AGGUCUCCCCGCCCCUUGAAUGCCCCUACUCAUGAUUGGUUACUGCCUUUUGAAGAUGUUUACUCAUUGACAUUAGCUCAAAACCAGAGGAAAGGAGAUCGAUCUAUGUAAAUUAUUCAAUCAAGGAAACGUGCUAUCAUAGGACCAGCAGGUUCUUCAGGUGUCGUUCAGGUUAUAUUACUACAUUAAUUUUUAUUUUGAGCAUAUUAUUCUCCUGAUCAAUCUAGUCUAUACACAUUAUUUUGAGCAUAGUCAGUGACGAAUCGGAAUGCGUUUACCUCACGUUGGUGCACCAAUUGUCGAUAAGGCAUAUUCAUGUUUUGUUUUGAAUCAUACGUAAAACUGCAAGAAUUGAAAGAGCACUCGUUCUAGAAGUGCGUCAUUUGAACUGAUGAUGUGAAUCUACUCGGCAGUCUGCCUAAGAUUUCCCAGACGAACUCUACCCGUUACUAUUCAGUUUUAAUAUCCUUGUCUUUCAUUUUCGACGGACACGGACUCAUACUCUACUGUGUGACAUAAAACUCUACUGUGCGACGGUAGUUGUGCAUAGAAGUAAGUGUAAAAAUGACGGCGGGAAUGAUCUUAGAAUUGCUGAGGUUGAGGUCAGCACCAAGGAGCUGCUGCUCCUUCCAGCACCUUCUCCUCUUAAAGAUGUUCGCCUCAAUAUUUUUAGCUGUCCAGCUGCAUGUGGCAACCCUAGAAUUCGCUGGUGCUGGUGUCCUCACGUUCACAGCGCCACCAGCCAACGCAACCCAGGUGCACUUGAUGGCGAGACUGGAGCCACACUACAUUCCAGGCAACAAUGACCUCUAUUACGCUAUGCGCAACGUGCCGCCACCGGGAUGCCAGGUACUUACAAGAGGGUGGUCUAUCGACGUCGCUGUAAGGAAAAGUAAAACUUUUGAGGCAUUAUAAUACAUAGAUAGUAGUAGAUAAUUAUGGAUUUUUUUAGAGCCAUACGUACUAAAGAAGCCUAAAAAUAGAACCACGUCGUGAAGAGUCGAUACUUCUUUCGUUCGAGAGGUAGUAGUACACUUAUUAAUUCGACAGCACACAUUUAAUUAUGAUGUUUCUUCAACAUCUUUCGCUCUACUCUCAUCUACAUUUUCUUUCUCUCAGGUCCAAAUGAAUCUGAAGCUGUACAAGGUGUCCGGCGUGGACACAGCGAACGCCCAGGUUGAUAUCAACGUUUGGUUGCGCUAUCGAUGGACUGACUCUAGGCUUGCUUGGACUCCGUCAGACUACGAUGGCACUCGAUUUAUCAACGUCCCCGCGACUGAGUUGCCGCGUGACUACGGCGUCAUCUGGACCCCAGAGAUCGAGUUGCAGAACGGCGUGGAACCUCUCGCAGAUUCUUUCAAGCCGUCAAAAGGUGCGAACAUUUUUUCGGACGGAAAAGUGGUGUGGUCUCGAUCGGGAAACCUGCGUGCUCUGUGUACUUUCGAGGGUAUCGAAUUGUUCCCGUUUGACAUGCCGAAGUGCACGCUGAUCUUCAGCGGUUGGUCCUUGCCGAAAGACCGCAUGGACCUCAUUUUCGACGCGGACACAAAAGGUCUGGAAUGGGAUGACACGGAACAGCGUGACGUUAUUUCCUAUCAAGGGUACCAGGAUUUGCGGAUCCGGACGAUUGAGUUAACACGAGUGGUGAAGUCCUAUAUUAAGGCUCAGCUUUCAAUGGUCACCAUUGAGAUUGGGGUCACUGAGAUCGAAGAAGUGACCUCGUCCCCUUGAGAGGAGAACAGGGGAAAAGGAAGGGAAAGGGGAGAGCUUCGAGGGGGGUCCCUUCCGUUCCGCAUCAUGGUGACCAUUGAAUGCUGAGCUUUAACUAUACGAGUUCGGAAUUGGGCGGCGAACAGCAAGAAUUCCCGGAACUCCAUUACUCGAUGGUGCUGCAGCGUGCAACCAGGUUUUACCUGAACCGUUUUAUUAAGAGUAGGUUCGUUAUUAAAGGUACGUGCUUCAGUGACCUAUGCAGGUAGGUUGAUAAAGGUUUCUCUUAAGAGUAGUAGGUAGCUUCUCUUACCGCUUUUUGACGGUGAGAAUGCAGCUAAACCCUGCGGAUAGCGGAUCACAUCCUAAUCCUUUCUUACCGCUUUUUAUGCCUCUCCUGUAAGGGAGAUGAAAUGGGAUGAUGCUUCUCUUACCGCUUUUUGACAGUGAGAAUGCAGCUAAACCCUGCGGAUAGCGGAUCACAUCCUAAUCCUUUCUUACCGCUUUUUAUGCCUCUCCUGUAAGGGAGAUGAAAGGGGAUGAUGAGAGCGGGGUAAGCGAGCACCAAAAACUACCUACCUCUAACUUUAUCUUGCCGCAAUUUUUCUUCGCGUUCGCGGUGUUUCUCAUCUUCCUGUUCGAACCCGAUUUCAACCGGUUGAACGUCUGCUUGCUGUUCCUGUUGGUGCUCGCGGGGUUUGAUCAGAUCGUUUCCGAGUUCGUGCCACGGUCUGAAGCUCCUAUCCUGAUGACCUGGAUCACGGUUUACACUGUCGUGUUCACGAUCUUUGCCUUUAUCGAAUCUGCUGUGGUCCAGUAUUUGUGGACAAGGGACUCGUUCGAAUCCAUGACGAGCUACGAAGGGUUUAUAGAGAUCGCCACAAGUCCGAUUGAAUUCUUCAAGGAACAAGUGCGCGGCGUGUGUGGUCGUGGCUCGCAUGCGCCUCAGAGUUACAACCAGUUGCGCAAUGAGGUGCAUCUAAGAGAAGUUCGCCGACGAGAGCGACGGAAGAAAGGGAUUUUGCACAGAGUAAAAGGAUCGAUUCAGGAGAGCGAAGUGGGGAAUUUACUAGCUGGGAGUAUUGAGACGUUGGCUAGGAGAAAUUCGAGUGUGAAUAUGGCGAAUUCUGUGGACCACUCUGGAGAGCACAUGCAGAAUGGAGCACAACAUCCACAUGCAGGAGAAGUAGAAGAGGCAGAAGUGCUAGGAGAAGAUCGGGCUCUGGUUGGAGAAGAUGGAGAAUUCGCUGAUGAUGUAGCAAUCAAGCUUGAUGGAGAUGCACCAGCGGGAGAAUUGGAAUUCCCAAGAAAAGAAGCUUCUACAAACGCGUCUACAACGGACUCGAAGACCGCACCUGGAGGUCCUGGAGGGAAUCAGGAUGGAGACGCACAAGCAGGAGAGAUGACAGGAGCAGGGCCAGCAGCAGGCGGUCAAUUAGCACAGACGGCUUCGGGUCCCAUGGCGCCGCCCUCAGUUCAGACUGCGCCCAGGAGGAGUCAAAUGUUCACAAAGAGAGCCGCUCAAACAGGGAAUGCGGCGCAACGAUCUAGUUCUGUUCCGGGGACAAGGCCCGCAGCAGCUGCGCCCAAACCUCCGCCUCAGCGGCCUUCGAUGUUCGGACCGAAACCAAGGGGAGCAUUUGAGGGAAGUCACAAUAUACUCGAAGGACAGUCUCUAAACUUAAGGUUCGAUUUACAAUUCAUUUCCAAGGGUCAUUUUCUUCGGUUUAUUCCUUCCUAGGAUUCUGAAGAAAUGAAGGCAAGAAAUGAAUUGUUUUCCAGGUCCUCUAAUAAACAGUUGCUCCAGGUCCUCGUCUAGGCGGGGGUCGUCUGACACAAUUAGGCAUCAUCUAUUUGAACAGAAUGAUGAAGAACAGCAGCUGUCCCACUCUGAUACUGAGAUGGAGGUGAACGAGAGGAUCCCAUCUUUCCUUCUUGCAACGUCGAACCCCAACAGCAGUGAGGACAACGCAUCUUCCUGUUCCUCUUCUUGUCCUGACUUGACGAAUUUAGAGCAGCAACAAGAGUUGUCUCAAGAUGAGUACAAUAAUGUUGACAGGUUGUUGUACAACAACGACAACGAGCAGUACAACGAGGACGACGACCUCCAGGAAGUCGAUGAUUUCGAUGAUCUUCACGAGGGUUCACAUUCGAUGCCACCUAUGGCGUCCAAGUCAGGCAUGGCUGGGAAGAGCAUGGCCACCAACGCUUUGGGACACAACCUUCACGCAUUAGCAUCAUCCAAAAUGGCAAUGAGCUCGUCUCCUGGCAGAGUGAGCGCUCCUGGGUCUCUAGGAGGAACUAAUGGAAGUGAAACCAUAGCCAGGAGUAGAUUUGGACACGCGAAUUCGAAGUCCAUGUUUUUGCUCCAGGAAAAGGUCCAGGCUUACACAGACAAGCAAAACAUGGAGAAAGGAGGUGCUAAGGGGCUUAGAGCUUUGGUAAGAUCAGCAACCAGUGACGGGAAUCCCGCCAAGAAAACUUCAUCCGCCGUCCUUAACAUCCUAGUCGGCCCCAAAAAAACGCAACCCAGUACUGCGGAUUUAAUCCACCGGCUCCACUUUCGACAAGAACUGCACAGCGACCAUCGGGGAGGCGGUAAAGACAGUUUGGCAGAGCAAGACCCGAACCGACACGAGAAUGUUGGCGAUUUCUACAAGCGGUUUGCUCGUUAUCGUCCUCUUUUUGAGGAAUUAGACCACGACUUGAGUGCUUCCCUGGGACGAUUCGAAUCCACCAUCUUCGCGAACGUGGUGGAGGCGCAUUUUCCUACGUGGACCUACGAGAUGGUCUUGGGCCACUUCUUUGACGAAAGUAGGAACAGCAGUGAUGUGAUCUCUUUCCACAUGUACUGCGCGUUCAUGGACAAUCAGUUGCAAAUGCGGGAUGCGUCGAACGACACGGUGGAAGCCUACAUCAACGACAUGAUACGACAAAUUCAAAGGGAGAUUCAGUAAUGAUUUUCAUUUUUGUUGUUGUGGAUCUAAGGCCAAUGAGAUAGUAAAAUAGUUUCUUGAAUUCUAAGGCCAAUGAGAUUGUUGUUGUGGAUCUUUUCUAUCUUCAUCUUGAAGUUUCUUUUGUCUUUGAUGUGGUAUUCUUGUCGUGGUAGGAAGUGAUGAGCUUGUGAUUUUAAUCAGCCUUGCGGUGGAACUGGAAAAGGAAAAGGAUAUACAUGAUAGUAGUAGUUGUACUAUAAGGACUGGAGACCUUCUUCCGCUCAUAAUAUUCUAGCCGUUCGUGGCACAAAACCUACCUGGACUGUCUAACAUUCAGUACAACGAACUAACUAUCUCUCGUGGACGAUCUUAUUAUCUAGUCCACUUUUAAGCACUGAGUUCUCCGCUUCAACAAAGCUUAUUUCAAGUGAACGACCGCUCCCCUGUCCCUCCUCAGGUUCAAGCACAAAUCUCUCCGGAACGCGGCGAAGCGGAUCGACAAUUUCUGUCUAAUUGUGCUACCAGUGCUCUAUUGCUACAAUAUGUUCACCCUCUUUGUGGACUUCUUUGAGAAGUACGGUGAAGGGCGAACGCUUGGUACCUCCAAUGCAGAUGUGAACAGGAUUCUCUAGAGGUGGAAGGACGAGCCUUGGAAAACUUGUAGUGACGGACUAUACCUCCAGACUGGGUACGCUACUUCAACUAGCCUAGGAAGGUGGAGGCUCUGGGAGUGGAGGCAGGAGUCUCUAGCCUGGUGAGAAGGGCUGGAAUAGAAGAGGAGUAGAAAGAGAUAUUUGUUGGGGGAGGACGGUCAGUCAAACACAUCACGUGAUGAAACGAGGUAGGAAAGAUCGUAUCUGGAUAGACAUAAAAUGAAUCAGGAGCCUUGUUUUCGUGGAGAAACACACACGUUGUUAGCUAUGUACAGAAUUCUUUUUCUUGGUAUACUAGUUUGUUAGUGACUAAAAAAUGAUUUCUUUUUUUAUCUAUCUUCAACACUCACGGAUACGGAAGACCUCAAUAUCAAACAUGAUACAGAAGCACAGACUGUAAAUAUGAUUCAUGAUUUCUAAUCCAUAUCAGUAAAUCUAGUGUUUUAAGAAGUGGACAUAGAAAACCAUAACCACGGAGAAAAGACUACAAGCAGGAUUCACUAUGUCAGGAACUUGACGAUGAUGACGUCCAUUUGAUCUUGAUACGAAACUGGGGGCUUGUUCUUAACGUUAUUAUUUUUCUUAGGAAGACAUCCAUUGAAAGGAAAAUGCUGAUCUCUUGUUCGGCGAAGAGAAGGCUGACCACACAGACGAUGUGUAUGCCGGUUGUGCAACAUAUUGGAGGUAAGCUGUGUAGGGAAGCGAAGGUGGACCUGGACUUUAUGGAGUUUUCUCACACCAUGAUGGAGGACGAAGUCGGUCACCACAAAGUCGGCUUCGG
This is a messenger RNA of Amoebophrya sp. A25, 6080 nucleotides long. The record is from the annotation of a GenBank genome assembly. Lineage: Eukaryota; Dinophyceae; Syndiniales; Amoebophryaceae.